Molecule: messenger RNA, 7092 nt
Organism: Myzus persicae (green peach aphid)
Lineage: Eukaryota; Metazoa; Arthropoda; Insecta; Hemiptera; Aphididae
Gene: skd
Product: mediator of RNA polymerase II transcription subunit 13-like
Exons: 24
Coding region: 255-6767 (2170 amino acids)
Biological process (GO): regulation of transcription by RNA polymerase II
Cellular component (GO): mediator complex
Molecular function (GO): transcription coregulator activity
Source: RefSeq, a predicted model, not a curated record
UCGAACAUGAACAACAACGCAGCUCCGGGCGCAUCGGAUAAUGAUUGUCGCGUUUCCGGCCUGUGAUUAUGUCCGUACGCGUUAUUGACGCACGUCCGUCGUUCGGCCGAAACUGUUUCGCGUAUACCGUCGCGUCGUCGUGGUCGUGGUGUCCGCGGUCCGCCGGCGCCUCAGCCGUGGUGUUUGUGUGACGUCCAAGACGUCGCCGUCGUCGUCACAGCAGCCGUCGUACCAGGCAAAAUGUCCAAUGAAAAAUGACUCACUCCAGCCAUCAGACCAACGGUGCCAGCUUGGAGGAUUGCCACACAAACUUCUUCGCCCUGACUGACUUAUGCGGCAUAAAAUGGCGUAAGUUUGUUCAUUGUUCAGCUGGUCCAGAAGGACCUCCUGACUGGGGAGGUGGUCCUGGUGGUGGAACCAAUGCCUGUGGCUCGGUGCUCGAGGAUCCUGUGUUAUCUAGUUAUACAAGAUGUUUAACACAUGAUAUGUUGGCUGUAUGGCGACGUGUUUCAUUACCGCCUGCCAACUCUCAACAGACGUCACUUGAUCCCUUGGUUCCUGCACCACCAACACCCAUACCAGCUCUCCCACCAGCACUUUCUUUGAAAGCAUCGAAAGAACUGUGGAUAUUUUGGUAUGGUGAAGAACCAGAUCUGACUGGACUUGUUUCUCCUCAACUUUUACUCAAUGAAGGUGAUAAUGGAUCAUGGGAAAGUGGUCUAUCUUAUGAAUGCCGUUCACUUUUAUUUAAGGCACUUCAUAAUUUAAUUGAAAGAUGUUUAAUGUCUAGAGAAUUUAUUCGAUUAGGCAAAUGGUUUGUACAACCUUAUUCAUCUUCAGAAAAGUUAGAUAGUUCAAGUGCAAGUCAUUUGUCAUUUUCUUUUGCGUUUUUUGUCCAUGGAGAAAGUACAGUUUGUGCUAGCAUCGAUGUACGGCAACAUUCUGUAGUACGAACUUUAUCAAAAGAACACUUAGCACAAGCGUCCUCUCAACCUCAAAAUGGAACAAAUAUUCAAGUAAUGCUUGCACCUUUUGGCCUUGCUGGUACAUUAACUGGCCAUGUAUAUAAAAAUAUGGAUGCUGAAACUAGUCGUAUGAUGGAUGAAUGGAGUCAUUUUUAUCCAGUUGUUAAUAAUAAUGGACCUAAUGAAUUAUCUCCUGCAGUAGAAGUUUUAGUUGGUGGUGUAAAAAUGAGAUAUCCAUCUUGUUAUGUUUUGGUAACUGAUUUAGACGACAGUACUGCUGAGUUAUAUAAAAGUCAGAAUACUCAUCAAACAACUCCUCAACAGCAACAGCAACAGCAACAACAACCUCCACAGCUGCACCAACAACCACAGCCACAAAUAGUACCUAAACAACAGUUGUUUGCGACUAAGCAUCAACAUCAUCCAGAUACAAUAAUAUAUGCUUUGGAUAAUGCAGUGGCAUCCAUACCUGAACGAGCUUGGCAAGAUUGUGUGCUAGGAUCACUACACACAGAGCAGAACCCUCCAUCCAGACCUGAAUCGCCAACUUUAGGUCAAUGGCACUUAUCUGAUCCAUUACAAAAAUUAACAUGUUCCUGUACAAGGUGUAGAAAAACGAGUUCCAAGCACCAGACACAGCCAAUCGGCACACCAUUCCAUAGACGCACUCCCCUCCCUGAUAUUUUCGUCACUCAGCAGCCGCCACCCGAUGCAAACAAUACCACCCUCAGGUCUACACGUCUUUGUCCUACAGAUAGUCCUUGUGGGCUAGAUUCUGUGCCACCUUUGCCUUCAGUGCCAACCCCUCCAUCCGCUGGACAACCAGCUCCACUUUCAAUUCCUCCUCCAAUGCUUAGUCCACAUGAUGAAAAAAUUCCUAUUACACCUCUUUCAGUUGAUUUUCAGCCUAAGUCUGUAUCAUCUGUCUCCAACCAAGUAUUUUCACCUUAUCCUUCAUCUGCUCCUGCUAGUCAGGAACCUGUAAAAUCUGGACGAGAAAGUAACUCUGGCACACCUGCACCACCUAGUAAUACUGUAAGCAUCCCAGCAACAACGCCAACUGCGACAACACCAGUUCCAAUGCAAACUCAAAGUUCAAGUGCUUAUAUUACGUUAAAACGACCGCAGCUCUCAUCUAAGGAUUAUGAAGCAAAUUUGGUCGAAGAAGAAAUAAUGCCAUCUAAACUUUUGUAUGAUUAUUCUUGUAUUGAUGCUUGGUUAUAUCAUCCAGUAAAAAAGUUUAAGCCGAUUGUACCUAAGCAAGAACCAAUUACAAGAAUAAAUAAUGUGAUGGACAAUCCAGCAUCCCCUCCACAAGUAUACAUUAGAAGAGAUACUAGUGUACCUAUUCUUCCAGUUGAACCAUCUGAAAUUUCAAUAAAUAAUUUUAGCAGCUUUGAAGAAUUAAGAAAUAAUGCUCUUAGAUUUAAAGGUGGUCGUUCUGAUCCAUAUGAAUUUGAUGAGGAAAGUGGGGCUUGUUCUAGCAAUAAUAUUAUGAUUUCUAAUGAUUAUAAACUUAAUACUUCUAUGGCUGUGAUGAAGAAUGAAGAUAUCAAAAAAGAAUAUGAUCCUGGGUUAAUGAAUGGUAAUAGGUGUACGAAUGAUAGUAUGCGGGACCUUGAUCAUAUGUUUGACAAUUCUGAUGAUUUAUCUAGUGAUGAAGCUGUGGCUGCUUUACAAAUGCAAACACCUCCUGGCUCAAAUAAACCAGAUGAUUGUCUUGGAGGAGGGUUGACAACACUUUUAGUGCGACCUCCUAGAGGUAGUGGUGGUGGCAGUGGCGGUGGAGUGUUAAGGCCUGAAGAAUUAGUAAAAAUGUUUCCAACUCCUCCAUCGUUAGAACACAAUCCUAUAGCAUCUCCAUGUCCUGACAUGGAUCUACUUCCACCCCGUACUUACCAAACAAAUUCUUACAUGGGAAGUCCUCAACAUGAUCACAUAGAUGAUUGGUCGUAUGUGUACAAACCUCCAGCCAUAGCCAAAAUGGUUGGCUCUUCAAAAUACGCACCUCUCACAAAUCUUCCGAGCCAAAAUCUACCCCCGUUAAUAGUACCUUCCAAUUGUGUUUAUAAACCUUCCUCUUUUGUUUACCACGCUUCAUCACAACCUCAACAAAUUCAACAUCAUCCACCACAGCCUGAAAAACCAAAUCAGAUUGUACCUCCGCCGGCAUCUUCAGCUAAUAACAAUUUAUUACCAAAUAUGAAUCGCAAUAAUCAUUAUCAUCAUCCAAUAAUGAUGAGUCCAUCACCUCAUAGUGCACCAUGGCCUGGAGGAGGAAAUCAAUAUCACCGACCACCUCAACAACAAAUACAACAACAUCAACAAGUGCCUCCUCCACCAUAUAGUCCUGCACUGUCACAGCAUCACAAUAUGAAUGUUGUACCCACAAAUAUGUCUCCACCUGUACCUGAAGCUAACUCAAUAGUUGUGAAUGUUUUGUUAACUGACUCACUACUUAAUGUCUUCCGAGAUCAUAAUUUUGACAGUUGCACAUUGUGUGUGUGUAAUGCUGGUCCAAAAGUGGUUGGUAAUAUCAAAGGUACGGAUGCAGCUGUUUAUCUUACUCAUACAUUGACUCCUAACGGAUACUCAUCUCAGUAUCAACAACAUCAUAUGUCUGUGGGAAUACCUGGUGAUGAAGAUGGAAUUCGAUGCAGUUGUGGUUUCAGUGCUGUGGUAAACCGCAGAUUAUCUCAUAAAUCGGGAUUGUUUCCGGAAGAUGAGGCUGAAAUAACUGGACUUAUUGAAGAUAGCCCUGUGCGUGUAGAUGAUAACUCUAUGAACCCGGAUGUUUUAGAACUAGUUAGGGAACAAUGUGCUGCUGUAAUCUAUAGUUCUUGUAGUUCUCUAGUACGGGCAGCAGCAAAGUUUCCCAUAAAUCAUCCACCUCAAACUGCAACUGUCAAUAUGCUAGAAUUUACAGAUACUAAUCAAGUUGCUCUACUUGCUCUAGAACAAGGGAGAUUGGCUAAGUUGGAAGGUGGAAUGAAUAAUCAUUGGCAAGUUGAACAUCACCGUUGGCCUGGUCAUCACCAACAGUCAUUGCCACCGUUGAAUAAUAAUUCUCCACCUGUGCAUAGAUGGGCUUACAGUCAAGCACCGGGACCUCGUAGCAGCAGGCAGCUUAUAAGGGUUAUGAGGACAUUACAACCACUUUUACAAGAAGCUAUUCAAAGAAGAAGUGUAACUACUAGGUUAUGGGAACCUUACACUGUCACUGGACCAUUAACUUGGCGACAAUUCCAUCGAUUGGCUGGUCGGGGUACUGAAGAUAGAUGUGAACCACAGCCCAUUCCUCCCAUUCUGGUUGGACAUGACAAAGAUUGGGUAGCCGUUGCUCCUUUAGCGCUUCAUUAUUGGGAUAAAUUAUUACUAGAACCUUUUUCAUAUUCACGAGAUGUUGCAUACAUAGUUGUUAGUCCAGAUAAUGAAUUUAUUUUACAAAGAACAAGAGCAUUUUUCAAAGAAUUAAGUGCAGCUUAUGAAAUAAAUCGAUUAGGUCGCCAUUGUCCAAUUACAAAAGUAUUACGAGAUGGUAUUCUUAGAGUUGGCAAAUCAGCUGCUGCAAAAUUAGCUAAAGAACCUGUAGACGAAUGGUUCUCGAUGUUGGGUGAAAAUCAUCAAUCGUCUAUGUUAAAAUUAUACGCCCAAGUUUGUCGUCAUUAUUUAGCUCCACAACUUUCUCAAUUUUCUAUGGAUAAGACGUUAUUGGAUCCACCAGAAGGUAGUAUUCCAAGGCCUCCACCUUCUCCAAUGCCACCACCAGCAUCACUGACACCUAACUCAGUGGAAUCACCUGUUUCAUCCAAUGAGCGUGCACCCACUCCUAAGAGUGAUGGGUUAGAUGAUUCCUCUAGUGGUUCACAGGCUGAUAAAAGUUUUAAUAGUAAUGGAGAUAACAGUCACUGUGAAGAGGAUGAUGGAGAAGUGCCAGCCAUUGUUAUUUAUCUUGUUGAACCCUUUUCAAUUGGCAAGGAUAGUAGUAACCUUGCUAGGAUUGCUUGUCAUGGGCUUUUACGAUGUUAUAAUACAGUUUUGGCUACACUUCCAGAAGCUAUACGAUCAAAUAUUUCAGUACAGCUUAUAUCUUUAGAGAGUGUUUUGGAACUUGGUCGAUCCUCAGAUCAUCUUAAAAUGAGUGAUAAUAUGAGAACCUUAGCCCUAUCAGUGUUUAGUCAAUGUAGACGGUACUUAACUCACACUGCUAAUAUCAAAGCCUUAACUGGAUUUGGCACAGCAGCCAUGACUGAAUUGUUCUUAAAAAAUAAAGAUGAAAAAAGCCGAACAGCAUAUAAAGCAUAUACUCCUCCUUUUAUUUUAGCUAGUUAUAGAAAUAAUAAAACUGGCCGAACAGAUAGUGGAAUAGCUGGCGAUAAUAUGAGUGGUGGUGGUGAUUCAUUGUCAAACCUUGGUGGACCCAAUGGGACUGGUUCUCCUUCAGGUACCGAUCAACAAUGUUCUGUACUUUAUGCCAGUUAUUGUAUAUCAGAAGAUCAAAGGUGGAUAUUGGCUACAGCAACCGAUGAACAGGGAAUUCUAUUAGAAACCGCUACAAUUAAUAUAUAUGUACCAAACAAGCGAAGAAAAUCUCCAGCCCGAAGAGUUGGCUUACAGAAGUUGAUGGAUUUCAUCUUAGGUGUAAUGAGUCAAAGUGUAACACCUUGGCGAUUAGUUGUGGGUCGAGUAGGAAGAAUUGGACACGGAGAACUUAAAGGUUGGUCGUGGUUAUUGAGUCGUAAAGCAUUGAUGAAAGCAUCGCGUCACUUAAAAGAAUCUUGUGGCCAAUGCAGUCUGUUGUACCAAAAAUCUGAUGUACCGUCUGUGGUUAGUGCUUGCUUAGUUUCUUUGGAACCUGAUUCUUCUUUAAGACUGAUGACAGACCAAUUCACACCUGAUGAACGCUUUAGCCAAGCAUCUGUUGCUUGUCAACUCUCCACGCCUCGUGAUGUUUCAGCAACUCAUAUACUAGUAUUCCCAACAUCAGCUACAACCCAGUCCUCGCAAACUGCGUUCCAAGAACAACAAAUUAAUGGUCCUGAACUUGGUGAUGAUGAAUUAUUCAGUGCAUUUAAUGAAGAAGAUAUGCAAAGUAUGGAGGGAAUGGGUGAUUUCAACGACAUAUUUAGCACAUGGAAUGAUUCGGAUGCUGUGGGAAACACGAGCUUGGGUCUUCCGAGUGGUGGUGUUUCCGGGGUUUUAGGUGGUCCUAGUAGUAAUGUUAUAGGAGGUGUUAUGGGCUCUGGAUCAUUGGGUGGUUCCAUAGGAAUGGGUCGAGGGUCAAUGGGGCCCAGAGGAGACUGUUCUUCUCAACCUGGUAGUCCACCAUCUUCACAGCCUUGUAGUCCUUUUGCUUGUGGAUCUUCUUCAUACAGAAAUGGUGGUAGUUGUAUUGAUGGCCAUGAAGAAGUGGGAGCAUUACUCCAACAACCACUGGCUCUAGGCUAUCUAGUAUCUACCGCACCAACGGGACGUAUGCCCACGUGGUUUUGGGCGUCAUGUGCACCUGACAUAGAAAAAUGCAGUCCUGCUUUCCUGAAAAGUGCAUUGCACAUGCAUACUGUACAAUUACCUAAUAAUGCUGAUCCGGCAGCUGCAGAUCUCCUUCAUCCCACAUCUGCGGUUUCAGCACAUCCACUAGAUUCUCAAUAUACCACAGAUGUCCUAAGGUAUGUCUUGGAGGGUUACAAUGCAUUAUCAUGGUUAUCAUUGGACUCAAACACUCAUGACAGGAUGUCUUGCUUGCCUAUACACAUGCAAGUACUAAUGCAGCUUUACCACACUAUGAAUGCUCUGAUAUGACGGUAACAUGUUUUUCGAAUAACAUAGUUAAAUUUUCGUGAAACAUUUCCUCUAUUGUUUCAGUUAAUUUUAGGUCAAUUAAGGUGAUAUUUAAUUAAUGUAAAUUUUUAGCUUUAUUUUAAGAAAAAUAUAUAAAAAAAAAAACAAAAACAAAAGAAAAAUAACUGGACACCAUUUUAGUGUAGAAAAAUGUUAAUUACAAAUUUUUAACGAAUAACAUAUAUGUAAUAUCUAGGUACCAAUGGAUAGUAAAUUUUUUAGGGCAAUUUUAUUUUAAACAAUCCGUUAUAGGCGAAUUGUGAAUGUAAUAAUAUUAUUAUUGUUC